Molecule: messenger RNA, 1257 nt
Organism: Pleuronectes platessa (European plaice)
Lineage: Eukaryota; Metazoa; Chordata; Actinopteri; Pleuronectiformes; Pleuronectidae
Product: cytochrome b5 domain-containing protein 1
Exons: 3
Coding region: 1-483 (160 amino acids)
Source: RefSeq, a predicted model, not a curated record
AUGUUCAACAGGAAGAGGAUGCUCAGCUGGAGGAUCCUGAAACAUGUGGAUCCACUGACCAACUGUGUGAGGUACUACACCCCCAGGGGGCGCUUCGUGCACGUCUCCCCUACCGGCCCCCGCUCCAAUUGGGCCAACGACUUUGGCGAGCCCUGGUGGAAGGACCGACGCUACGAGGUGGGAGUGCUGACGACUAAAGCCAGGUGGAUACGAGUCAUCAACGUGCAGACGUCACAGGAGCAGCAGCUGCAGGUGUGUUCAGAGGAGACUCUGGACGAGAUCCUCCAGCGUUACCUCCGCUACAACUCUCACGCCCGCAGCUACAGCUGGAAACAUGAAGGAGUAAGUCUGGACAUGAGCAGGACGCUCAGUGAAAACAACGUCCCUGAUGAAGACCACAAGCUGGAGGAGCUGCGACUGGACAGCAACCUCUUCAUCACCGCCCUCCUCCUCCACUUCAGUGAUGACCUCACAGAGGGAUGACCUCUGACAUCAUGAAGGCCCAGUGGACAGAUGUGACAUGAAAACACAAGUGUCACCUGACAGGAAAAUGAACUGCAGCUGUGAGAAAAGAGCUUCUGUAUUUUGAUGCUGAUUGAUUAUCAUAUCAUGUUAUUUUAAGGUUGUGUUUCUGAAAUAUAUAUAUGUAAAUGUAUAUCUACAAACACACAUGUACGUAUGUGUAUGACGAUCUAUAUAAAAACAUACACACAUACACACACACACAUAUAAAUAAAUACGUACACACAAAACAUACAAAACAGAUGUAUUAUAUCAGUGGAUAUUUGUUUGUGUUGUUGUUAACAUCAAUGUUGACUUGUGUUAUGACCGUGUUGUGCUCAUCCAGUUUCCAUUAGAUCAACGCCUUGUGGGCGGGGCUCUGGAGUACCAGCGUUCACUUUGUAUCAAAAGUUUAAUUUUACUUCGUGAACUCCUCUGUUCUCAGAAAACACAAAGAUUCUCACGUUGGUUAAAAUUGAGGAAGUAACAGUAUCACAAUAAACAGGAAGUGUUGAUAAAUACCACAGGGGUACUAAACUACUCUGCAAGUCAGGCAGUGGGAACCAUAGGGAUACUUUUACUCUGAUUACUCCAGUACUGCACCUGAUCUGCAGCUGUGAAAGAUCUAAAUAAAUACAAAUAAAAAGAGAGCUUCUAUUACUAUUUUGCUGAUUAUUAUAUCAUAUUAUAUUAUUUCACAGUUGUUUCCAAUAUAUAUAUAGAUAAAUGUAUAUCUACACACAAACAUAUGUUGGU